Mesocestoides corti is the source of this 1179-nucleotide messenger RNA. NCBI's taxonomy places the organism in Eukaryota, Metazoa, Platyhelminthes, Cestoda, Cyclophyllidea, Mesocestoididae. The record is from the annotation of a GenBank genome assembly.
AUGUCACCACAACAGCACGUACUUGCAGAGUUUUCACGAACGACCAUACAUGAUCCGCAAAAAGAUCCGCUUGCUUUUGCCAACGGACCUCCUAAAUUUACAACUUCAAAUCCCACUUUAAAUGGUUUGAUGUCGCUGUUACUAAAUGCCACAAACUCUCCAAAUUCAUCACUGAGUUCUUUGACGGAUUUAUUUGGUCCAGCUAUUUCUGGUCUGGCUACAAAUCCAGCUAACGCCACUGUUCCAGCAACAUCUUUAAAUUCGACGCGACAGGCUCGGCGUUUAUAUAUUGGCAGUAUCCCUCUUGGAAUAACAUCCGAAACAAUGGUAACAUUUUUCAAUGCCGAGCUACAGACUCGUGGUUUAUGUCAGUCAGUCGGUGAACCAGUCGUUUGCGCACAGGUCAAUUCAGAACGACAUUUCGCCUUUAUCGAGUUAAGAUCAGUCGAAGAGACUACUGCUGCUUUAAGCUUGGAUGGGAUCAAUUGUCUUGGUAGCACACUUCGCAUCAGAAGGCCUCGAGACUAUUUCCCACCUGGAAUGAAUCCAAAUAUCCAUCUCGUUGGUCAUCUAAACUCAAAUUCUAUUUUCUUAACAGGAAUUCCCACGUCACUAUCAGAUUCAAGUCUAUGCCGACUUCUUUCAUCGUAUGGAACUCUGCGCUCUUUCAGUAUCCUGAAAGAUCCGUUGACUGCUUUGUCGCGAGGGUGUGGCUUUUUUGAGUUCACGGCAUCUGAGUCGGCUGAUUUGGCUUGUCUAGGACUUCAAAACCAUCCGGCAGGCGGAGGGAAAUUUUUUGCUAUUCGGGCCGACCACCUAUUAAUUCCGCCACCCGCAACAUCCGCUUCACUCCCUGAGGCCUCGCUCGUUGCACCCACUACUGUCCUCUGUCUCUCCAACAUGGUCUCCCCAAGAGACAUCGAAUCCCCAGAGGAGUAUGCCGACGUGCUCGAGGAUGUUCGGAGCGAGUGCUUGCGUCACGGUGCGGUUCUUUCGAUGCACAUGCCUCAGCCCAACUCCGCUCCCUCGUCAGCUCACCUGGGCAAAAUUUUUGUCGAAUUUGCGACUGUCCAGCAGGCGCAGGCAGCUAGUGUAGCAUUAAACGGGCGAAAGUACAAUGGUCGGACUGUAUCGACGAGUUUCUUUGAUGCUCGUCGUUAUGCCGCAGGAGACUUUUGA